Molecule: messenger RNA, 837 nt
Organism: Rhodotorula toruloides NP11
Lineage: Eukaryota; Fungi; Basidiomycota; Microbotryomycetes; Sporidiobolales; Sporidiobolaceae
Product: pyrimidine 5'-nucleotidase
Exons: 8
Coding region: 1-837 (278 amino acids)
Biological process (GO): nucleotide catabolic process; pyrimidine nucleobase metabolic process
Molecular function (GO): nucleotidase activity
Source: RefSeq, a predicted model, not a curated record
AUGACUGUUCCACGCACGCACAAGCGAUCAACCCUGGUGACGAACAACGAUGGCACCCCUCGCGGCCCACCGUCCCCGCUGGACGACAAGCUGAUCGUGCUAUUCGACAUCGACAACACUCUCUACUCGAAGGAGGCUGGGAUUGCGGAGCUGAUGAAGGAUAAGAUUCGAGCGUACUUUCGCAAGUUGGGCUUGACGGAGGAGGAAGCGGCGCACCUGCACCACGAGUACUACAAGACGUACGGCCUGGCGAUCCGAGGACUCGUGCGGCAUCACAAGGUCGACCCGCUCGACUACGACAAACACUGCGACCAGGCUCUUCCCCUCGAAACCGUUCUCAAGGUCGACCCUCGACUACAACAGCUGCUGCGAGACAUCGAUCGGGAGAAGUGUCAUGUUUGGGCGUUGACGAAUGCCUAUGUCAACCAUGCUGUCCGAGUAUUGAAGCUGCUAGGCAUCUCGGAAUUCUUCGAGGGAAUCGUCUCGUGCGACUACGGAGCGGGCGACUUUUCCUGCAAGCCUGAAGCAGAGUUUUUCCAAGAAUCCGUCGAAGCCGUCUCCUCCCCUCCUCCGCCCCUCUCCCGCCUCUACUUCGUCGACGACUCGGCCCUCAACAUCCGCGGCGCGAACGCGCUUGGCUGGGGUCACUGCGUGCUGUUUGACGAGGCGGGAGCAGAGGAGAACCGGCUAGAGGAUCUGGACAAGAUGCCGCUUGAUGAGGACAAGGAGGGACCGGCGAAGGAGGCGGCGCGAGUGAGCGUCAUUAGCGACCUAGAAGAACUGCGACAUGUCUGGCGCGAGGUCUUCAAGAGUCCCUCAGCCAACGGGUCCUCCUAG